Molecule: messenger RNA, 396 nt
Organism: Phalaenopsis equestris
Lineage: Eukaryota; Viridiplantae; Streptophyta; Magnoliopsida; Asparagales; Orchidaceae
Product: mavicyanin-like
Cellular component (GO): plasma membrane
Molecular function (GO): electron transfer activity
Source: RefSeq, a predicted model, not a curated record
UGUUCAUCUACAACAAAUCAUUCCACAAUGUGCUGGAGGUGACCAAAACGGACUAUCAUUCCUGCAACUCUGCUUCACCAAUCGCCACCCACGCAACAGGUAAUGACUCCAUCCCCAUCAACCGCUACGGCCACCGUUUCUUUAUCUGCGGAUUUCCCGGCCAUUGUGCCGCCGGCCAGAAGCUUGACGUCCGGAUCCCCAAACACUCCGCCGCCACUUCUCCGUCUAGCUCCGCUUCUCCAUCCGACAGUUCUCCAGUGCCCGGCGGUGCUGGUGGUCCCUUCUCUUCAGGUCCUGGUUUGGCGCCGCAUGGGAAUGGUGGGGCUCAGAGUGCUCAGAGUGUCACAGGAUUUGGCGUAGUGGCGGUGAUUGCUGUAGCCAUUAGCUGCUUCGACG